Molecule: messenger RNA, 909 nt
Organism: Acanthosepion pharaonis
Lineage: Eukaryota; Metazoa; Mollusca; Cephalopoda; Sepiida; Sepiidae
Source: the annotation of a GenBank genome assembly
AUGCCAGGCUUAGUGCAGAUGUCUGAUCAUCAUAACACAAUUUCUUUUUCUUUCUCUUUUCUUCAGCCAAUCUCAAAUAUUUUUAUUCUUCUUCAUUUCUUCUUUCACCUAUUUCUUCAGCCAAUCUUUAAUCUUCUUUUUCUUAAUCAUUUCUUCCUUUUUUCUUCUCUUUUUUUUCAGCCAAUCUUAAAUUUUCUUCAUCUGCUGCUUCUUCAUUUCUUCCUUCUUCUUUUCCUUCAACCAAUCUUCAUUUUUUCUUUCUUUUUUCUUUUACUUUUCUUUCAGUCAAUCAUAAAAUUUCUUCUUUGUUUUUCCUUGUUUCCUCUCAUUUUCCUUCAGCCAAUCUUACAAUUUUCUUAUUUUUCUUUGUUCUUUUCUUCUUUUUCCUUCUCUUUUCCUUCAGCCAUUCUUAAAUCUUCUCCUUCAUUUCUUACAUCAUUUUUCCUCCUAAUCUUAAAUUUUCUUAUUCGUUUUUCCUUCUUUUUUCUUCUUUUUCUUCAGCCAAUCUUCAAUCAUCAUUUUCAUUUCUUUCUUCUUUUUUAUUCUCCUUUUUCUUCACAAUUUUACAUUUUCUUCAUUUCUUCCUUAUUUUUUCUUCUUUUCUUUCAGUUCAUCUUAAAUCUCUUUUUCUUCAUUUCUUUCUUCUUUUUUUUGCUCUUUUUUCUUCAGCCAAUCUUAAAUCUUUUUAUUUCUUCCUUCUUCUUUUUGUCCUUUUCCCCCAAGCCAAUUUUAAAUCUUUUCCAUUUUUCUUUAUUUCUUACUUCUUUUUUUCUUUUCUUUUCCUUUAACCAAUUGCAAAUCUUCUUCAUUUCUUUCUUCUUUUUUCUCCUUUUCUUUCAACCAAUAUUAAAUCUUCUUCUUUUUUCUUUCUUUCUUUUUUUCUUAUGCUUCUUCUUCAGCCAAACUUAA